Messenger RNA from Maylandia zebra (zebra mbuna), 4118 nucleotides. Its product is annotated as tricarboxylate transport protein B, mitochondrial. Gene Ontology annotation, biological process: mitochondrial citrate transmembrane transport. The record is from RefSeq and is a predicted model, not a curated record. Gene Ontology annotation, molecular function: citrate secondary active transmembrane transporter activity. Lineage: Eukaryota; Metazoa; Chordata; Actinopteri; Cichliformes; Cichlidae. Gene Ontology annotation, cellular component: mitochondrion.
CACCCGGUGUAACGUUCACUGACCGCUCGGCGGAUGUUGAAGUUCAUUCGCUUUAAUUGGACAUUAUAAAGUUCAGCAGGAUACACGGACACAAGUCUUUAUCCGCCCCUUUCUGUGCUUCCGGCUUGCUUUGCUCUCUUACGUACUAUCGUCGUGACACGGGGUUUCCAUGGUUACAGAUAACAUUUAUUGGAUAUAGAAGAUCCCAACUUCCUUGACAGUUCCAGUAUCCGCCCACUGUCAACACAGAAAUCCGCCGGAGUCUCCACCUGAAUCCAGGAAAGCUCUUCAGACUGAAGGCGCCCAGGUGUUGCGCUACUAUACUCUAUUUGGAAAAGAAAAAAAAAAAAACUAAAAGAAAAAACUGCGAGCCACACUAGACUGGAAGCUUUGUUUUUAGAAUUUUACUGCGUUUAAUCCGGUAACUAUGCAGGGUAAAGGCACUUUUAUCAGCCCCUUUCACAGACCGCGGUGUCUGGCGGCAGCGGCACCGGCUGGGAAAGCGAAAUUAACUCAUCCGGGAAAAGCGAUUCUGGCAGGUGGAAUCGCAGGUGGCAUAGAGAUCUGCAUCACCUUUCCCACAGAGUAUGUCAAGACCCAGUUACAGCUGGAUGAGAAGGCCAAUCCACCAAAAUAUAGAGGAAUAGGUGACUGUGUGAAACAGACAGUACAGAGUCACGGUAUCAAAGGGCUGUACAGAGGUCUCAGCUCUCUGCUGUAUGGAUCCAUACCCAAAUCUGCUGUCAGGUUUGGGGUGUUUGAGUUCCUCAGUAACCACGCCAAGGAUGAGUCCGGUCGACUGGACAGCACCAAAGGCCUGCUGUGUGGGCUUGGAGCCGGGGUCAUGGAGGCUGUUCUGGUGGUCUGCCCAAUGGAAACAGUCAAGGUUAAAUUCAUUCAUGACCAGACAUCAGCCAACCCCAAAUACAAGGGAUUCUUCCACGGAGUCAGAGAGAUGAUCAGGGCUCAAGGAUUAAGAGGGACAUAUCAGGGUCUAACUGCAACAGUCUUGAAGCAAGGCUCCAACCAGGCUAUUCGAUUUUUCGUGAUGACUUCUCUCAAGAACUGGUACAAAGGUGAUAACCCCAACAAAGCAAUAAAUCCACUGGUGACUGGACUCUUUGGAGCCACAGCAGGAGCAGCCAGUGUAUUUGGAAACACUCCACUAGAUGUCAUCAAGACAAGGAUGCAGGGUCUAGAAGCACAUAAAUAUAAAAGCACGCUGGACUGUGCCAUGAAGAUCUUGAGAUAUGAAGGGUUGGCAGCGUUCUAUAAAGGAACAGUUCCCCGGCUUGGCCGUGUAUGUCUUGAUGUGGCCAUAGUUUUCAUCAUCUAUGAGGAGGUCGUAAAGGUUCUGAAUAUGGUCUGGAAAACAGAAUAGGUGGUUGGACAUACGACGAAGGUGGCAACUUCCUCCUUCACAAGCAUCAGACAUAGAUCUGACUUCAGCAGGCCUCUUUUGUGUCAUGAAACCAACAGCAGAAGGGGUGAAAAAGAGAGCUGAACUUAGAUUAGUGUUGUAUGCAGAGCAGGAAGUCAAUAUACUCGGAGACAAAAGAAGAAAAGGGGGCCUGGCGUCACCUACACCUGGUGUAAGUGAUGCUCAGCAUCAACAUUCCCUGACAAGAUUGAAGAAAAAGAAAGAUAAAUGAUAAUUAAAUAAUAAUAAAAAGAACCUUUAUUCUAAAGAUGCAUCACCAGUUUAUAAAUAUAUAGAUAAAAUACUGGCCAAUAGCAUCGCCAGCAGCAGCACCUUUAUUUUAAGUUAUCUGGUUUACUUUCUCUGUAAGCCUCUGUCAGGGAAGAGCAUUAUAUGUAGUCAUUCACAGCUGUUUUACUGCAAAUAUGCAGAUAUCCGGCUGGAUUUUCUUGAGUUUGCGUUGCUUUCUGUCUCUUCUAAAAGUCCAGAGGAGCCAGAGUGCAACUGGUUGCAGUUUGCAGUCACACAAGCUGCAGCAACUUCCAUAGUUGGGCCUUAAAUAAAAUUGGUUUAUAACCUGCCAUGUAUUUUUAUACAGUGUAGAUUCAAUUUAAUUUAUUGAUAACUUACAGAAUAUUAUAUAUUUUAAAUCCUGUGCCAAAUGUCAAACCUAUUGUGUUAUGAAAGUCUGUUCAGAAGAAAGCAAAAGUAACCUAAUUAUCUUAAGAGAAUAGUAAAUAUUAUGACUAUGUACUGUGAGAUACAUAAUUUUUGGAAGUGAAUUAUUAAAUAGAGAAUUAAGAGAAUAUUUGCUGUUAAUCUGUGCCACACUGUUGUUGUUGUUUUUUUUUUCUUUAUCGGGUGUAUAAAUGUUUGGGUUUUUUUGUUUUUUUUUUUUUUUUUUUUUAAGAUCACUGUGAGUCUACAAGACACAAUGAGUUGUUUAGACAAAGUAACAUCGGGCUUCUAUUUUGCUUUUAGUGGAAACAACACUUCUAACUGGGUCAUAUUUUACCAACCUGACUCCACCCAGUGUGGAUUUUUGUUCUGUUUACAUUAGAUACAGUUUUACUUUUUAUUUUAUUUAUUUAUUUUUUCCUGCUAAAUACACUGCUCGGCCAAAUUAAAAAAAAAUAAAUAAAUAAAAAAAAUUACAAAUUCUAAUAUUUUAUUGGACCGGCUUUAGCUUUGAUAACAGCAUGCAAUCAUCAGGGCAUGGUUUUGAUAAGCUUAUGGAAUAUCACAGCAUUUAUUUCUAUCCAGGGUUGGUUUAAUUUUUAAUUUUUUUUUGCCAGGAUCUUGAUGAUAGCAGUGUCAGGCCACUGUGAACAUCACAAAGAUUCUCAAUGAGUCUGCGGCCAAGUCAUGUGUGAAAACAAUGAUUUGUGUUCCCUGACCUGCUCUUUCACAAUAUGAGCCUGACAAAUCCUGGCAUUGUCAUCUUGGAAUCUGACCGUGCUAUCAGGAAAGAAACAAACAUUACUGAAAAAACCUGGAGGAUGUUCAGGUCAUGUGCUGACGUCAUUAUUUGGGCAAGUAAUGCUGCUGAAACUCAAACUGCUCAGAUCAUAACACUGCCCCCGUGCGAGGCAUUCGCCAUGAUGUAUGCAUCACUUCAUCCGCCUCUUUUCUUACCCCAGUGCACCAAUGACUCUGGAACAGGGACCUCAUCAGACGAAAUGCCUUUUAUUUAUUUAUUUUUUACAAUGCUCCAGAGUUAAAUUGUUAUCCUCCUGAAGUGGCAUUAAAUCAAGUUCACGACCACAGGAUAUCACACGAUUCUUUAAGAAAGAGAAAUUACUCACUGCAUCAAUUAGGGUUCAAUCUAUUGCCAUCUGAAACUUCACUAUCUGUCCAAUGGAAGGAUGCUAACUAUUUGCUUCAUUCCAGGUGGUGACUUUUUUUUUUCUGGGCAGUAAUUGUUUCUUAUACAAAUUUUUGGAUGAUUGUUGGAAAUCAGUUUGUUCAGUUUCCAGCGUCAUUCUGUUUCAGUGCCAUGUUUCAUUCAAAGUUGAACUCCAUGUGCCUUUUGCGGGUGUGUUUGUUGGCGAAAACAUCUUGACCAGUAUCCUCAUGCAUUAUCCAGCUUCACCAGGGUGACAGUAAUUUCUGUGGUGGUUAAAAGCGGUUAACGUUUACAUAACCAACAUCAUGCCAUCAAAUCCAGAAACCCUAAUUUUUAACGUUUCUGUAAACACUCAUGAAUGUUGUUUUUUGACUGGCAUUCACCCUGUUCUGUCCUUUUAGGUGUGACAAUAGCUUAUUUCAUGUUUAAUUAACCUGCUCUUUAAUCAUCAUACAAGAAAACUGUGUGGUCCGGACAUGUUUUUAUAAUAACAACAAGGGGUCUGCUUGUUCUAGUUGUUACCACUGUUCGAGUAUUGUAAUUCUCAAAAUUGUCUUUUAUUUAAUAUUCAUGAAAAUAUUAUUAUUAUUAUUCUGUAUUUUCUGCGCAGCCAGACAAAGUACUCAUGUUCACCACUGCCAGACAACCAAGAGAACAUUAUACUGUGAUAAUAAAUCAGUGUAUUCCAAUGUUGUGUAUAUGGAAUUGUGUGUUUGUGUGCGUGUGUGUGUGGGUCAUGUUGAUGAAGCUUGUGCAAUAAAUGUCCCUUACUUAAUGUCUGUGCUUUAAUGUAAAGUUGUUUGUUGUAGGGGGAUUUGAAAACAAAUUAAAAUAAACAUCUGAAACAUUGAA